Messenger RNA from Trichoderma asperellum CBS 433.97, 1479 nucleotides. RefSeq lists its product as uncharacterized. Gene Ontology annotation, molecular function: zinc ion binding; DNA binding; DNA-binding transcription factor activity, RNA polymerase II-specific. The record is from RefSeq and is a predicted model, not a curated record. Gene Ontology annotation, biological process: DNA-templated transcription; regulation of DNA-templated transcription. NCBI's taxonomy places the organism in Eukaryota, Fungi, Ascomycota, Sordariomycetes, Hypocreales, Hypocreaceae. Gene Ontology annotation, cellular component: nucleus.
AUGGACACAGCGAGUGAGAGUCGGAUAAUCAUUCCCCGCUUGAAGCCAUCUUGCACACAGUGCCAGCGCUCAAAGAAACGGUGUGACCGAGGAAAGCCACGCUGCUCUGCAUGUAUGCGAUACGGAAGAGAAUGCAUUUACAUCUUGAGAGACGACUCAUUGUCAUUAUCCAGCGUGGAAAGCACACCCGUGUCACCAGUGAAAACUACCCAAGAGAGUGAAGAAAGCUUUCAUGCGGUGUUCUUCCUCGACUCUGUUCUGUUUCGGCGCUCAAUGAAUCGACUGCCUGAGCUAGAACUCAGUUUCCAAGACUCAUUACUAAACUAUAUUGGAGACAUUACAUCCGACAGAGAUUUUGUCCACUCGUACUUUUCAACUAUUCAUCCAUCGAUGCCAUUUUUAUCAAAGAAGAAGUUUACGGAGAGGAUAUUAAAUCCAUUGAGUCCUCCACGAUCAGCGAGCACACUUCUCAUUGCUACAAUGAAGCUGCUAGCCGAUCAGCUUCCAGAGCAGGGACCACGAUGUAAAGCUUAUUACUUAAUCAAAAACAGCCUCUUGGAAGCGGAGAGCUCAUGUAGUCUGGAACUGCGCGUACUGCAAGCUAUUAUCUCCAUGGCCAUAUUUGAGCUUGGGCAUGCUAUUUAUCCGGCCGCAUAUCUCACUGUUGGCUACUGCGUACGAUACGGAAGUGCCCUAGGCCUCCAUAAAGCGGUGGAACACUAUUACGAAGAAGGCUUCAGCAUUACUGAGUCAGAGGAGCGACGAAGAAGCUGGUGGGCUAUUCUCGUCUUAGAUCGUUUUAUAAAUCUAGGAUGUGCCGAUAGAGCAUUUCUUAUGACAGACCCAAGUAGUAACAGUAUACUUCCCAUUGACGACGCAAUAUGGGAGGAGAAUAGAGAGAUAAAUGCCCCAGUACGCAGGUUAUUUGAGCCACCGACAACGGCAAUGGGUCGUUUCUCACUAACUGCGCAAUCCGCGAUCCUGUUGGGAAGGGUCUUUCGUAGUAUACAUGAGCCUCCCUUUUCCGAGGCAUUCUGGCAAAACGAUGUUAAAGUACUGGAUAGCACGCUGGUCGCACUGACGAGCGUUUCAAUAGAGGAGGGCCGCUUUCGUGGGAUUGGAGUUUGUAGCCCCUCUACUAUCUGCUAUAGAUAUGCUGUAGAUGAGUUUCCAUUUGCCGCAACAGAGACCUUUAUACCCCAAGACUUCAAACGAGAUAUUGCAAAUGGUAUGCUUCAAUUGGCUGAUGCUAUAACCUCAGGUGAUUGCACUGCCGAUGAGAUUACUCCAUUUUGUAUUGAAGCAAUAUACAGAUCAGCGGUAUUUUUUGGACGGGAGCAUUCUCGGACAGGCAGUUUGAGCGAGGCAACCUCGUGUGCAGCUGUUAAAGAAGCUCUCAAUGUGAUAGGCAAGAGGUGGAAAGGUGCUUCGUUGUAUGCUCAAAUGAUCGAUGCACGAGUUGUCACUGGCAUUUUAUAA